Messenger RNA from Mesocestoides corti, 399 nucleotides. NCBI's taxonomy places the organism in Eukaryota, Metazoa, Platyhelminthes, Cestoda, Cyclophyllidea, Mesocestoididae. The record is from the annotation of a GenBank genome assembly.
AUGAUCAAACUUCAGACAGUUCGUAAUUUACUUGUCUACCUAUUUGCUGCUCGACGGGUGACUCUAACGACUCAACAGGCAGCUGACCCUAUAAAAAAGGCAUUUAUCGAAAAGCUGCGCGAAUAUCAGGAAAAGUCAAAAACAUCCGAACUCGGUCUAGUUGGAGCUACGGAAGCUCAGGUCAAGUCUCUUAAAGACUCCUUGGAAAAAUUGGACCAAGUUUUUAAGGCUAAAGGUGUGGAUAUGACCAAGUUUCCAGUAUUGCAGCAUGAAAACCCAGAACUUGUCAAUCCGGGUUCCACCAUUAUUACUGAAUAUCCUGAACGAGAACUUCUGGAAAAUCCAGAGGAAACGGAAAGGAUCGACGGAGUUUUGACGAAGGGUCCUAUUGUUAUAUAG